This is a messenger RNA of Adelges cooleyi (spruce gall adelgid), 1273 nucleotides long. Its product is annotated as ELMO domain-containing protein 2. NCBI's taxonomy places the organism in Eukaryota, Metazoa, Arthropoda, Insecta, Hemiptera, Adelgidae. Bases 36 to 1040 code for a protein of 334 amino acids. The record is from RefSeq and is a predicted model, not a curated record. The transcript has a single exon. Gene Ontology annotation, molecular function: GTPase activator activity.
GGUAAGUUGUUAUCCGGACACAAAAUUAUUAAAUAAUGAUCUUUAAAACGAAACACGAUAUAAACCAAAACCUGUCCAUAAUCAUGUGGUUUUACUUAAUGUGGAGUUAUAUCUAUGGGUACAUAAGAAAAGUAAUCAAAUGGUUUCUGCAUAAAACCACCAAACUCUGCGAGCUACAACGUAUAUGUUACUUGCAAUCGGCUGGAGUGAGCCGGACAGUCGGCGUGGAACGUUGUUUGCGCAGUUCCAGUAGGCCGCAGAUACGUGGCUUGCUAACUGUGUUGGACGCGCGUGCAAUGGACAGAAAUUUCUAUUCUGGUCGAAAUAUUUUAGUGCCCAACGCAGUGUCCACCAUAAGUCGGGUCAAACGAAUCGACCAGUGCGAAUACGAGCGGUUCACCACCUCUCUGACGCAGUGUAUCGACGACAUAUGGUCAUACAUGCAAUUGGUUGAAGAAAUCAAAGCGACGGCGGCAAUAAAAUAUGAUUGUUGUAACGACGUGCACGAAAAAUCUUUGCUUUUGCUGUGGAAUGAGUUGAAACCGGACGAGCAUUUAGAAAACAGAGUGACGAAACAGUGGCAAAACAUCGGUUUCCAAGGGGAAGAUCCAAAAACAGAUUUUCGCGGCAUGGGCAUGUUGGGUCUCGACAACUUAGUUUACUUUGCUUCCAAGUACACGCAUUUGGCCAGAAGUGCUCUCUUGCGGUCAAUGCACCCGAUCCACGGGUACGCUUUUGCCAUCGUGGGCAUUAACUUGACAAGCAUGGCUUUGGGUUUGGUCGUAGACGGCUCUGCCAAAACGCAUUUUUAUAACAAACGCAAUGCGCCAGAGUAUGAAGAUUUCAAUGAGUUUUAUUGUUAUCUAUUUUGGGAGUUUGACAAAUUUUGGCAUAACGCAAAGCCUAAAGAUCUUAUGGAGUUCACCAUUCACCGUGAGCAGUUUGAAAACAAUAUUAGGCAAAGGCUGGGGAAAAAUGAUACUGUUUUUCAAAUUGAUGUUCCUACCGAUGUAACGACUGAAAAGUUCGAAAAAUUGUAAUCUAAUUACUAGUAUAUACAUUUAUAUAUACAUAAUUAUUGAAGUACAUAAUAUAAUUACUAUUUAUACUUUGUUAAGAAAAUUGGUCAUUAAAUAAAGUGAAAAAUUAAAAAUUAUUGGUGGUUUAUUUAAAAUUGAUUAUAUUUUUAAUUUAAUUUUUUUGGCUUUUAAAUUUAUUGUGUACAUAGUUUAUUUUAAUAUUAAUAAUUUGCUUAAAUAUAUGAGUUUGUGGU